Molecule: messenger RNA, 1639 nt
Organism: Elaeis guineensis (African oil palm)
Lineage: Eukaryota; Viridiplantae; Streptophyta; Magnoliopsida; Arecales; Arecaceae
Source: RefSeq, a predicted model, not a curated record
CAUCGCAUCCCCUGAUAAUUGCUUUCGUAUUCCGACGGAUUUCAUCUCGAAAACAAGGAAAAGUUCCGACUUUUUUAGUGAUUUUUGUUUGGAUUUCCAGCAAGUUCUCGUCUUUCGGAGAAGUGGUGAAGAAAGUUCGGAUUUUGGAAGAACCAAGUUGAAUUUUUUUUUUUUCAAUUAUUAGAUCAAUAAUUGGAAAAAAAAAACAGCUCCUUUCUGUCCCUGUUUUGGGUUUUCCUUCCUACCUUAUAGAGCUUCGGAAUCGUAGAAUUGCUUGUGGUUGUUUUCUUCCCGUUAGGAAGUAUCAUGGAAAGUAUCCAAAAGAUUUGAUCUUGGAAGCACCAGACGCGUUUCUCAUAUUUUUCUUUACAAAACAAUAAAAAAAGCUUGCUAUUUUGGAUGUUUCCUAUGUUUUAUCUUCAUCUAUUUCUUUUUUCCUUUCUGGAAUUAGAACUUAAUUAUUAUGAUUCAAUCAAAAGAAUUAAUCAUUCACUUGUUGUUUGUUUGAUGGGGGGAAUUGUGGAAAGGUAUCUGACGGUAGAGAGAAAUAAGCAGCUAUACGUGAAGCUAUUCCCAGAAGUGUCGACCCUAACAAGGGAGCAGCCCCCAAUCGCCUCCUUCAUCAUCAAACUCAUCUCCUCCUCCUCUCCUAAUCGCAGGACCCUCGUCCACCCAGGAGUAUGUGACAAGCAGCUAAAGAACAACGACGACUUUGUAUGGGCAAUUGAUACACUCUUUACUGGAAGAUUCAUUAUUGAUGUUGAGUUCCUCGAUCUAAAGAUUAUACCCCCUUUGGGUGGAGAACCUUUAUCCAUCUGGACCGGAUACCACAUCGAGAAACACUCAAUUGCUACUGCCCUCACAUCCCUUGGCCAAAUGUUAUCAGAGGGCAUCCACACAGACAUCACGAUCAAUGCCACUGAUGGCAGCAUCGGUGCGCAUCGUGCCAUUCUUGCAACAAGAUCCCCUGUCUUCCGCAGCAUGUUCUCCCACAACCUCAAGGAGAAAGAGCUUUCUACUGUGAACAUCUCUGACAUGUCCUUUGAGGCAUGCCAGGCCUUCCUCAACUACAUCUAUGGCAAUUUUCAGGCUGAUGAGUUCCUCAAGCACCGCAUUGCUCUCCUUCGUGCUGCAGAUAAGUAUGACAUUUCUGACCUCAAGGAGGCCUGUCAUGAGAGCCUCACAGAAGACAUCGAUGCUAAGAAUGCGCUCGAAAGACUCCAGACUGCCUACCUCUAUCGUUUGCCAAAGCUGAAGAGUAGUUGCAUGAGGUACUUAGUGAACUUCGGAAAGAUUUAUGAGAUCCGUGAUGAUUUCAACGUGUUUCUCCAGAGUGCAGACAGAGAACUCAUAGCUGAAAUCUUUCAAGAGAUUCUUGCUGCAUGGAAAGGUUUCUGAAAAGAUUUCUUAAGAAAAAGAGCAAUGCAUAGUUAUGUGUCCGUGUGGGUGACAGUUGCGUGAGUUAUAGUUGUUGCAUGUUUGUCAAUGUAUAGAUGGGUUGCUAGACAAACACCGUACAGGAUUUGUUUCCAUGAAGGGUGUCCAUUAUUGAGUUCAAAAAGAAUGUGUAUAAUUGAUUUGAAAGAUACUGAAGCCAUUGUCCACAUGAUACGUAGAAAUCAUUGCUUUUGAUUGAUUC